Molecule: messenger RNA, 2625 nt
Organism: Cladophialophora yegresii CBS 114405
Lineage: Eukaryota; Fungi; Ascomycota; Eurotiomycetes; Chaetothyriales; Herpotrichiellaceae
Exons: 3
Coding region: 1-2625 (874 amino acids)
Source: RefSeq, a predicted model, not a curated record
AUGGCGACGGUCAAUCGUCCUACCGACAACGCCGUCAAGGAGAAGGACAUCAAUUCGAAGCUCCAGCUCUACGGCAUUUUCCAAGCCUUCUCCAACGGCAAGGUCCCUUCGAACAAGCAAAUCGAUGUUGCCCUGAACAGCGCCAUCACCUCUAAAUUCCUCUCCUCACCGUCUUCGAAGCUCUCAAGCGAGGGUCGCGAGCUCGUCGGUGACUUGAGAGAGGUCAUUCGCCAAGCUCAGCGACUUCUCUUGUCGAAGAACGACGGAAACCUGCUUCAGGAAUUCAUUUGGGACACCCAGAACCUUGACGCCACUAACACCAGCCUCCCCAAUGCCCCCACGGACAAGGACACCGCCCGGCAACACGGUGAUCAAGCUCUUGACGGCCUCAAGACACUUGGCAGACUUGUUCUCUCCAAUGGCCAGUUCCGCAAACUCCUCAGCGAUGCCGUCACCCUCAUGCGCGAUGUCGCUGGUGACGCCGCUCAGAAUGUCGCCGGCAAAGUCAACCCGUCUGAAGAUCGGCUGAACCAGAUUGACGACCCGGCUGAAGAUAACACCUGGCAUGACGUUCCCGACUUGUCGCGGGAGAACAUUCGGAACCAGGCACGUGACACCUUCAACAAGAACUCGCCCCUCAGCCGCGAUGACAUGAGGGAAGCCGCCAACCAAGGCGCAGAUACCGCCCAGCAACACCCAAGCCAGGACAACCGUGAAGCUGGCGUCUCAGGCUUGCAGAAUGCUGCAGAUCACCUACAGUCUCGUGCAGACCAAAAUGUUCCAGACGAGCGCAAGGAAGACGCAAAGAAAGCCAAGAAUGCGACGGCUCAAAAAACGAAGAACUAUGCCAACAAGAAAUUCCCGCAAGAGCGUCGUGACCAGACCAUCUGGCGUCUAAAGAAGAUGGUGGUUGAGAUCCAAGGCCAUUCAGACUAUCGCCAAGCUAUCGAUACCUUGCUCUCUCUCGCAGAAGAGUACGGCGGUCACGCCAACAACUUGACCUCGCAAUCUGCUGGGACUGUCAAAGGUGCUCAUGGAGAUAAUCGUUUGCAAAGUGCAGAGGCUAACUUGAAGACUCUCAUUGAACGCUUCGCCAACUAUACCAGCACUGAUGACUUCUUCGAUGCAUUGAAUACUAUUUACCGCGAUGCCGAUCGUGACCCAGAACUCAAGGAUUGGUUCAAGGCUGUCGACCGAUAUAUUCGCAAGUGCCUUCAGGAGCAGGGAUACAUUCUUCAGGAUGAAGCCACCGAUGAGUACAAUCGUCUGCAUGAUAAGGGCCGUUUCCUCCUCCGCGACCGCUACCGAGACCACACCGAUCGUAUCCUCGAUGAGAUCAAGUUCCUCGCGGAUCAGUUCGACCAGGAUCCGCAGAACAAGGCUUUCGGAGACGCUGUGCAGAAGCUAUUCUUGGAUCUUGGCAAUGAUGAGAAUGGCAAGGCCACCUUCAAGCCUCACCUGGUCAAGGAUAUCACAGAGGUCAUCAUCCCCGAGAUCUUCGAGAACACUCGCUACAUCCCCAUUCCCAGGAUUGAGGUCUCGGACCCCAUGAUUGAUGCUGUCGUCGAAAACCUCGUCAUCGAAAGUGAUAACCUGUUCCCCAAUGUACUCGAGUUCGGAAGUGACAACUACUUCCGCAUGGGGCGCAAGGGAGUCUCCAACAAGAGGGAUAACAAGGUCACCAUUGCAGGCUCUGGUGUCCAGAUGGACCUUCGAGACGUUGCCUACUACAUCAAGAGGAAGCAAGGAUUCCCGUCCAUCACUGACAAGGGUGUCAUGGACAUCUUCCUCGGCGGCGAGGGUUUCAGCUUCAAAAUCUCUGCUCGCAAUGCGACCGCUAGCGACCGCACCCAUUUCGUCGCUGUGGACAAAGUCGACGUCACGAUUAAGAAUCUGAGUGUGAAGAUCAAGCAGUCCAACCACAAGCUGUUGUUCACCAUUGCCAAGCCAUUGUUGCUUAAGGUCAUGAAGCCGGUCAUUCAGAAAGUUCUCGAAAAGCAGAUCAGAGAUACCUUCACCAAAGCUGACGCUUUUGCUUAUAGCGUGCACCAAGAUGUGGAACGCAGCAAGCAGGCGGCGAAGGACGAUCCUGAGAAUGCACCGAAUGUUUGGCAAUCUUACCUCAACUCCUACCAAAAGAAGAUGACCGAGAAGAAGGAGAAGGCUAAGGACAAGGCUUCGAAGACCAACGUCAAUGUCGCAGUCACCAAGGAAGAUUCCAUGUUCAAACAUAUCAACCUGCCUGGUGGUGUUUCAACCAAGGCUACCGAGUACAAGGAAUUGGCUCGCAAGGGCGACCGAUGGGAAUCUCCUAUCUUCAGUAUUGGUAGUGCCAAGGAGUCUUCCGACCUCCCCAAACCCGGCAAAGUCACCAGGAAGCCCCAUGAUACGGCCGCGGGCAGAAUUCGCGGAGGCAAUCACCCCAACACCGGUGAUGACAUGUCGGCUGUUUCUGGCACAACCGCAGCGAGCAACCCGAUGUCCGCCGCCAAUCCCAGCCAUGCUACAGCUGGUUUCAGCAAUCAGGUUGACCAGGCUUUCGGCAGCUCGGGUGGUAACAGCGGCACCGCUAACUUGAGCAAGCCCAACCCCAGUGGCACCUACUACGACGGAGUGACCCAGUAA